This is a messenger RNA of Penicillium cataractarum, 1221 nucleotides long. Its product is annotated as LSB5 family protein. NCBI's taxonomy places the organism in Eukaryota, Fungi, Ascomycota, Eurotiomycetes, Eurotiales, Aspergillaceae. Gene Ontology annotation, biological process: actin filament organization; actin cortical patch localization; endocytosis. The record is from RefSeq and is a predicted model, not a curated record. Gene Ontology annotation, molecular function: ubiquitin binding; phosphatidylinositol binding. The coding region runs from base 1 to 1221 and encodes 406 amino acids. Gene Ontology annotation, cellular component: actin cortical patch. The transcript is spliced from 3 exons.
AUGUUUCAAUCCUCGAAACCCUACUCGGCCGUCACGGUCCAAAUAGAGGUCCUGACCAGCGAACAAUAUGAGGUGGAGGACUCAAGUGGUAUCGUCGAUCUGGUAGAAGUCGUUCGCAUUCAAGCCAGUGGCCCGACAGAAGCAAGCCGGGCUUUGCGGAAGAAGCUGAAGUAUGGAAACCUCCAUCGCCAACUACGGGCGCUCACGAUCCUCGAUUUCUUGAUUCAAAAUGCAGGCGAACGAUUCCUGCGCGAAUUCGCCGACGAACCCUUGUUGGAACGACUACGUAUCGCCGCUACCGAUUCCGUCUCAGACCCGCUGGUGAAGCAAAAGUGUAAACAGCUAUUUGCGCAAUGGGCGGUAACAUACAAGGACACGCCCGGUAUGGCAAAGAUUACGGCGCUUUACAAGCAACUUCCAAAGCGCAAGCAACCGGCCUCGCAGGCCAAGGCCAAGGUGCUUCGAGAAGGGUCAACCCAUAACGACCCACCAAUGGGCCAUACUGUCACCAUCUCUGCCGGCAAUGGUCCGUCUACAACACUCAGCAGCCCAAAGCAAAAGUCCAAAUCGAAGGAAAAGAAGAGAGACAAGAAGCUGUCAAUUAGCUCAAAGAGCUUCAACAUGGAGCGGGAACGCCCGCAGAUUCUGGAGACCAUCGCAUCUGCAUCAGUGGCGAGUACGAACUUGCUCAACUCUUUGAAACUGGUUAACCGCGAAACCACUCGCGUCAGCGACGAUGCGGAAUGUAGCCACCGCUUCGAUACAUGCAAGAAGCUCCGUCACCAGAUUCUGCGAUAUAUCCAACACAUCGAGAGCGAGGAAUUCCUUGGUGGAUUGAUCCAUGCCAAUGAAGAACUGGUGACCGCAUUGAUGGCAUUCGAGGUUCUGGACAAGAGCGUGGAUUACGACAGUGACAGUGACGACGAUGUACUGUCCGGUAACUGGCGGUCCCGGGCUGAUAUCGAAUCCGAAAUGAACCAGAGCUUUAGUGGGUUGUCUGUCAACCCGCCGAAGCCGCCUCGACCUAGUCUGCCCGUCGCUUCGUCUUCGCAGCACGGGCGGCAAAUAUUCGAAAGUGAAAGCGAGUCGGAGGAAGAAGAGGAUGACGAUGAAGACAACCCCUUCGGAGACCGGAAUGCGAUUAAAACACCUGGAAUUGAGAAAGCUGGAUAUUCUUGGUACGUCUUUCAUUCAUUUAAUUCGUUCCGGGCAGGUUACUAA